This is a messenger RNA of Phaedon cochleariae (mustard beetle), 1817 nucleotides long. The record is from the annotation of a GenBank genome assembly. Lineage: Eukaryota; Metazoa; Arthropoda; Insecta; Coleoptera; Chrysomelidae.
GACUUGCUUAUUAUUUCCUUUUUCAUUCCAGAUGAUCCUCUUGCAUGUCGGAGAGCACCUCCAUCGGCGACGGUAUCCGAGGUGGCUGUGAGUGACCUCUACCAGCGCCAUCUAUCGUCAGCCCCCCGAGCCAUGGGCAACAACAGCUGCUGUUGUUGCCGCAGCGAGAGAUCCCUUCCCCCCGGCAAGAUCAAUCCCGAUAUCGUGAUCGCCCAUCCAAUUUUCCCCAAAGACACUCCUUUGGGCCCCGUCAACAAUGUCGAGGACAGGUACAAACCGGCGCCGACCAAGCCGGCCGCUAUUCCCGCCCCGCAGAUCGUGGUGGCCAUGUACGGGUACGACGCCAGGGACAGCCAGGACCUGUCGUUCAGGAAGGGGGACCGCAUGGCGGUGCUGGGCGACUCGGAGGGCGAUUGGCUGCAGGUGGAGCACCUGGGCACCAAGGACAGGGGCUACGUGCCAGGAAACUACGUGGCGCCCGAGCUGAGCGUCAGAAGUGAAGACUGGUUCUUCGAGAAUAUAUCUAGGAAGGAAGCCGAAAAACUGCUGAUGGCAGAAGAAAAUGGCCGCGGUACUUUUCUAGUCCGUCCCUCGGAACACAACCCCAACGGGUACUCCCUGUCGGUCAAGGACUGGGAGGAAUACAGGACGUUCCACAUAAAGCACUACAAGAUCAAACCGUUGGACAAUGGCGGCUUCUACAUUUCGACCAAUAAGACCUUCGCCUCCCUAUCUGAGCUGGUUACUGCGUAUACGAAAAAUGCGUUCGGCUUGUGUCACGUGCUGGCGAAGCCCUGCAAAAGGCCGCAACCCACCAUGUGGGACCUGGCGCCCACGUACCGCGACAAAUGGGAGAUCCAACGGGACGAACUGAUCCUCAUCCGUCGUCUGGGCAGAGGGAACUUUGGCGAGGUCUUCUACGGCAAGUGGAAGAACAACAUCGAGGUGGCUGUGAAGACUCUUAGGGAGGGCACCAUGUCGACUGCCGCCUUCCUGCAAGAGGCGGCCAUCAUGAAGAAAUUUAGACACAAGAGACUGGUGGCGCUGUUCGGCGUCUGUUCGGAACAGGAACCGAUCUACAUUGUGGCGGAAUACAUGUGCAAAGGCAGUCUGCUGGAUUUCCUGCGCAAAGAUGAGGGUAGAGCGCUCAUUUUCGAGGACCUCGUCUACAUCGCGUUCCAAGUAGCGAGCGGGAUGGAAUAUUUGGAAUCGAAGCAGUUGAUCCACAGGGAUCUGGCUGCCCGGAACGUGCUGAUCGGCGAGAACAAUGUUGCCAAGAUAUGCGAUUUCGGCUUAGCGAGGGUCAUCGAGGACAACGAGUACUGCCCGCAGAAGGGGUCCCGCUUCCCCGUCAAGUGGACCGCCCCGGAAGCCAUCAUCUACGGCAGAUUCUCGAUCAAGUCGGACGUGUGGUCGUACGGCAUCCUGCUGAUGGAGCUGUUCACGUACGGCCAGGUGCCCUACCCUGCGAUGCACGGCCGAGAGGUGAUCGAGCUGGUCGAAAGCGGCUACCGAAUGCCGAAACCGACGGCGCAUCACGUGCCCGACGAGAUCUACCAGAUCAUGUUGAACACGUGGGACGUGAAUCCGGAGAAGAGGCCGACUUUCGAAUUCCUGACGCACUAUUUCGAAGGGUUCAACGUGACAUCGGAAGUUCCUUACAGAGAAGUGCCCGACUAAAGUCGGCGAUAACUUGGGCAAGUCUUGAAAUAUUUUCAUUUGCCAAAAUUAUUGUUUUCCUCUUCAUCACAAUUCAUCUUAAAUACUGUGUAAGAUCUCAUUUAGGUUUAAAGGUCUGCUUCAUUUUUCACCGGUAG